Staurois parvus is the source of this 237-nucleotide messenger RNA. Lineage: Eukaryota; Metazoa; Chordata; Amphibia; Anura; Ranidae. The record is from the annotation of a GenBank genome assembly.
UUGCUAACCCAGAAAGAAGACCAGGGGUGGACUGACAACUCAUGGGGCCCCCGGGCAAUAGGGGAUCAUGGGGCCCCUGUGUCCUUGCCCAAACUCAAAAAAGCCUCUGAAAAAGGAACCAGGGGCAUCUCAUGGGGUCCCCUACUGACCACGGGCCCUCGGGCAGUGCCCGAGUUUCCAAAUGGUCAGUCCACCCCUGGUUUCACAUAAUGUGUUAGUAUGCGAUGCAUACUAGCA